CAGCUGUUUGUCGGUCUUUUUCGCAGUUGCACGUAACUUUCAAAACAAAUAAAUUAACGGGGAAAUGAUAAUUUUACAUAGAUGUUCGCCUAUAAAGCAGAUUCUGAGACAGUGUCAUCGUCAAGCUCUUGAAAACAACAAUAAUAAAGUAAGUUUAACCGCCUAUUUUGGAAAAUGGCCCGAAAAAGAGCAACAGGAAUUCCGGCAGCACAUGCGAAUUAUUUCGGAUUUCAUCAGUGAAUCGGAAGAGCAACAGCUUCACGAGGAAAUCGAGCCGUAUAUGAGUCGCCUGCGUUACGAGUUUGAUCACUGGGACGAUGCCAUUCAUGGUUUCCGGGAAACAGAACGCAAGAAGUGGUUCCCAAAAAAUCGAGAAAUUCUGGAGCGCGUGCGUCAAGUUGCCUUCGAUGGAGCGGUUAUGCCGUAUGUUCAUAUCCUGGAUCUGGCACCGGAUGGCGUUAUCAAACCCCAUGUCGAUAGCACGCGCUACUGCGGCACCACAAUCUCUGGGAUCAGCUUACUUAGCGACAGUGUGAUGCGUCUUGUGCGCACGGAUGCCCAGCGAUACCAACAGCAAUCGACGAGCACUGCAAGUGAACAAGAAUCCAAGGGUUCCGAAACCGAUGCAGCUUAUCGCCAUCAGCCGGAGGCGUCACUGGAGAACAACUUCUACGCUGAUCUCCUGUUGCCGCGACGUUCCUUGUACAUAAUGAGCCACACGGCUCGCUACAAUUUCACGCACGAGAUACUGGCCAAGGAGCACUCCGAGUUCCAAGGGACGCCAGUGCCAAAGACACGUCGCAUUUCCAUCAUUUGUCGCAACGAACCCUGAGAGGGCCAUUUAUUAUUUGAGCUGGAAAUGCACUUCGGUGCAGCUAAAGUCUGAAAGUCAAAACAUUUGUUUAGUUUUCUUUUGCCGAAACAUAGUAAUUUAUCCAGAUGUUUAUUUAUGUAAUCUAUAGUUUAUAUAAAUUGUACAUAUAUGUAGUAAACCAUUAUAGUUUCAGAAACCAAUUGCGGCAAUGUUACUUCUUAGUUUGUACUUUAUUCAAGAAUUUAUUUCCGUUUAAAGAAAAUUUAAAUACAUUUUCAAUUGUUACUUUUUAAGAAACCUUUCAUUAUGUAGAGUCAUUAAAGGUUCAAAGCUA
Molecule: messenger RNA, 1148 nt
Organism: Drosophila eugracilis
Lineage: Eukaryota; Metazoa; Arthropoda; Insecta; Diptera; Drosophilidae
Product: alpha-ketoglutarate-dependent dioxygenase alkB homolog 7, mitochondrial
Exons: 4
Coding region: 65-832 (255 amino acids)
Biological process (GO): DNA damage response; fatty acid metabolic process
Cellular component (GO): mitochondrial matrix
Source: RefSeq, a predicted model, not a curated record